AUGUCGGCCAUUGUUCCAAUUCGGUUCCAUGAACUGUUCACCGUAAGUGUUUUUAAACUAUUUUUUGUUUUUAGGUAACAAAAAGCGAGAUGCAUAUUUGUUUCUUGUAGAAUAAUGAGUUUGGUAGUGAAUAUUGACUUUAUGUUAUCUUAAAAAUGGUUUUCAGAAAGCAUCAAUUUUAAUUUGUAAUAGUAUUUUGUAUCUAAAUUUUUUGACGUAAGCUUAAUAUGUGUUCUUAUCUUUUGACAAUGUUGUUUUAGUUGCCUAGUCUUGGUAUCAGUAACCAAUGCAUCAAUUUCACAAAUGUGACAAUGGAAUCGGACAAAUUCAUUGUAGUCAGGGAACAGGUUGGCGGCUCUAACCAGGUAGUCAUUGUUGAUGUUAAUAAGCCAAAUGAUAUUCUACGACGACCGAUCACGGCAGACUCCGUGAUCAUGCAUCCGACACGCAAGAUCAUAGCAUUGAAGUGUGAGUUUUACUAAUUUUAAUCAGAGUAACAUUGUUUUUGGACUAAAAUUUGAGGAAUUGUAUCAUUUCCAGAGAAGUUUGUUUUUUUGCCAAGAUUUUGAAGCUAAAUUCUAUUUCUAAUACAAAUGAUUUAAUCAACUUUAAUGUCAAUAUUGUUUUUUAGCUCAAAAACAACUUCAAAUGUUUGAUAUUGACCAGAGGGCGAAGCUGAAGUCUCACUUGAGUAACGAGGACGUUGUUUACUGGAAGUGGAUUAACGAGAAGACAGUUGGAUUGGUAACAGAAACCAGUGUUUACCAUUGGCAUUUGGAAGGUAAGUUUUGAUGCAAAAAUGACUUUAUGUUGUAAAUUUUUUAAUAUUUUAUGUUGUGUAGAUUUUGCAAUAUAAAUCUAUUACUUUUAGGACAGAAUCCUCCAGUAAAGGCUUUUGAUCGUCACUCUAAUCUGAAGGACUGCCAAAUCAUCUCCUACAAGUGCGACCACACCGCCAAGUUAUUGUUGCUUCAAGGAAUUGCCGUGAAGGACAACAGAGUUGCUGGUUCGAUGCAAUUGUACAGUGAAGAGCGACAACUAGCUCAGCCCAUCGAGGGUCAUGCUUCAUGUUUCCUUCAAUUCACCCAAGAAGGUAACCCUCAUCCUUCCAACUUGUUCUGCUUUGCUGCUAGAACCCAGACUAACUCUCGGCUUCACGUUAUCGAAGUCUCGACUCCACCAGCCGGAAACCAACCGUUUAACAAGAAACAAGUCGAGAUUCAAUUCGCUGCUGAAUCUGCCAAUGAUUUCCCAAUCUCCAUGCAGGUAUGUCGAGUAUUUUUUUUUCAUUUUUCUAUUUUUAGGCUUCUGCUACCCAUGGAGUUGUCUUCAUGAUCACCAAACACGGCUUCGUCCAAGUGUUUGAUGUUGAAACUGGAACUUCAAUCUACACUCUGCGAGUUUCUUCUGAAACUAUCUUUGUGACUGCGGAACAUCAGUCUCUGAAUGGAUUUUUGGGUAUCAACAGACCUGGCCAAGUCUUGGCUAUUGGAAUCGACGAUCAAGCCAUUGUAUCAUACUUGAAGAACCAACUUCAGAACCCAGAUUUGGCUUUGAAGAUGGCAACACGGUGCAAAUUGGAAGGUGCUGAAGAUCUAUUUGUCAGAAAGUUUAACCUUUUGUUCGGAAAUGGUCAAUACGAAGAGGCUGCUCGUGUAGCCGUCAACGCUCCCAACAGCAUUCUUCGUACUCCUGGUACUCUCCAGAAGUUCCAACAAGCUCCAGCUGUUCCUGGUCAAAGCGCUACACCGUUGUUGAAGUACUUCAACGUGCUCUUGGAAUCAGCUCAAUUGAACAAGUACGAAUCUCUGGAAUUGUGUAGACCAGCCAUCGCUCAGAACCGGAAACAACUGGUCGAGAAGUGGUUGUCGGAGAACAAAUUGGAAUGCUCCGAGGAUCUUGGAGAUCUGGUCAAGACUAUCGACCCUACCCUUGCUUUGAGUAUCUACUUGAGAGGAAAUGUACCACACAAGGUAGUACAAUGUUUCGCCGAGACUGGACAAUUCGAGAAGAUUAUCUUGUACUCAAAGAAGGUCGGAUUCGAACCAGACUACCUGUUUCAGUUGAGACAAGUUCUCAGGUCAAACCCUGAUGCUGCUGUAGCUUUUGCUACAAAGUUGGCUACUGAAGGACCGGACGAGAAGGGUCUUGUGGAAUUGAAUCAAGUAAGAAAUUUUAAAUGAUCUGUGUAUUAAUUUUUUAAAUUUAUUCUAUUUUAUUCUUUUAAAAGCAUUUUAUUACAUGACUUUUGAUUUAAGAUUGUCGAUUGCUUCUCUGAUGUGAACGCUGUUCAACAAUGUACCAAGUUUUUGUUGGAGUUGGUCAACAAGGGUGUGACUUUGGAGCCAAACCUUCAAACCAGGUUGUUGGAGAUGAACUUGACGAUGAAUCCUCCCGUCGCCGAUGCCAUUUUGGGUAACAACGUUUUGAAGGACUACGAUCGUGUUGCUAUUGGUCAGUUGUGUGAGAAGGCUGGUCUGCUGCAAAGAGCUCUCGAGCACUUUACCGACAUUUAUGACAUCAAGAGGACUGUUGUCCAUACUCACCAAUUCCAGCCUGACGUAAGCAUACAUUGUUUUAACAACAUUAAUUUUAUCAAACGGUUGUUUUAUAUUUUGGUAACAGUUUUUAUAUUUUAGUGGCUUAUAAACUACUUUGGUCGUCUCAGUGUCAGCGACACUUUGGAGUGUCUGAAGGCCAUGCUUCAAGCCAAUCUUCGGCAGAAUCUCAAUAUCGUUGUUAAAAUAGCUUCACGAUACGCUGAACAGCUUCAAACCCAACCAAUCAUCGAGUUGUUUGAAUCGUUCAAGUCAUUCGAAGGCCUGUACUACUUCUUGGGCUCUAUUGUCAACUUUUCUCAAGAUCCAGACGUCCACUUCGCUUACAUUCAAGCUGCUACUCGAACUGGUCAACUGAAGGAAGUUGAAAGAAUCUGUAGAGAAUCGAAUGUCUACAAUGCUGAGAUGGUCAAGAACUACUUGAAGGAAGCCAAACUGGCUGAUCAACAAGCUUUGAUGAUUGUCUGCGACAGACACGACAUGGUUCAUGAUCUUGUUUUGUAUCUGUUCCGCAACAACCUCCACAAAUCUAUCGAAGUGUUUGUCAACAAAGUUAACGCUGCCAGACUUCCGGUUGUCGUUGGGGCUUUGUUGGAUGUUGAUUGCAGUGAAGAAGCCAUUAAACAGUUGAUUGUGAACUGUCGUGGCAAAUUUGACAUCGACGCUUUGGUAGAAGAAGUUGAACGUCGCAAUAGGUAAGUGAUAUUGUUGAAGCACUAAUCUGUCUUUAGGUUGAAACUGCUCUCAAGCUGGUUAGAAGGUCGUGUUCACGAAGGCGCUACUGAUGCCGCUACGCACAAUGCUUUGGCCAAGAUUCAUAUUGAUGCUAACAACAAUCCUGAACGAUUCUUGAAGGAGAACCAGUACUACGACUCAUCUAUUGUCGGAAAAUACUGUGAAAAGAGAGAUCCACACUACGCCCUGGUCGCUUACGAACGAGGAAAUUGCGACGAAGAGAUCAUCAAGGUCUGUAACGAGAACUCACUCUUUAAGAACUUGGCGAGAUACUUGGUCAGAAGACGAGAUGCUGCUCUUUGGGGAUCUGUUCUUGCUGAAGACACUGCUCAUCGUCGCUCACUUAUCGACCAAGUUGUCCAAACAGCUUUUGCUGAAACCCAGGACCCAGAAGAUAUCUCAGUCACUGUGAAGGCUUUCAUGUCAGCCAAUCUGCCACAUGAGUUGAUCGAGUUGUUGGAGAAGAUUGUACUGGACAGCUCCAACUUUGGCCAGCACAGAAACCUUCAGAAUCUGUUGAUUUUGACUGCCGUCAAGUCUGAAGCCGGUCGAGUUAUGGAAUACAUUCAGAAACUGGACAACUACGACGCUCCUGAUAUUGCAAACAUCUGUAUCUCCGGAGAACUCUACGAAGAAGCCUUCGAAAUCUUCAGAAAGUUUGAUGUGAACGCCUCAGCUAUUCAAGUCCUUAUCGACAACAUCAAGAACCUGGACCGUGCUUACGAAUUCGCCGAAAAAGUUAAUGAACCAGCUGUUUGGGGACAAUUGGCUCGUGCUCAGCUUGAAGAAGGCCUUGUCAAGGAAUCAGUCGACUCUUACAUCAAGGCUAAUGAUCCUCGUGCUUUCAUCGAUGUCGUCAAGAAGUGUUCUGACACCGAGCAUUGGGAAGAUCUUGUCCGGUUCCUUCAGAUGGCUCGCAAGAAGUCCAGAGAAUCCUUCAUCGAAACCGAGCUUUGCUUUGCUUACGCCAAGACUAACCGGCUACAGGAUUUGGAGCAGUUUGUUCACGAACCAAAUCAUGCUUCCAUUCAACAAGUGGGAGACAGAUGCUUCGAACAAGGCAUGUACCCAGCUGCCAAGAUCCUCUACAACAGUAUCUCCAACUACGCCAAGUUGGCCAUUACUGUUGUCAAGAUGGGAGACUAUCAAGGUAAGUAUCUGUCUUGCAAUGUCCUGUAAAACUUAUUACUGUGAUAAAAAUUGUAAACUGUUACAGUAUGUAUAAAAACUUUAAAUUUCAGGUGCUGUUGACGCAGGAAGAAAGGCCAACUCAACCAAGACCUGGAAGGAAAUUUGCUUCGCUUGUGUCGACCAAGAAGAAUUCAGAUUGGCCCAGAUUUGUGGCCUCCAUAUUGUUGUACAUGCUGAUGAACUGGAAGAGCUGAUCAACUACUACCAAAAGGCUGGUUACUUCGAGCAACUCAUCAGUCUUCUGGAAGCUGCCCUCGGAUUGGAACGUGCUCACAUGGGAAUGUUCACCGAGCUGGCCAUCCUCUACUCCAAGUACAAGCCGGAGAAGAUGCGUGAACAUCUGGAGUUGUUCUGGUCUCGUGUCAACAUCCCCAAGGUUCUGAGAGCUGCUGAGCAAUCUCACUUGUGGUCUGAAUUGGUCUUCUUGUACGAUAAGUACGAAGAGUUUGACAACGCCAUUUUGACCAUGAUCAACCACCCGACUGUCGCUUGGAGGGAACAACAUUUCAAGGAGAUCAUCCCUAAGGUAGCCAACGUGGAGCUCUACUACAAGGCCAUUCAAUUCUACUUGGACUACAAGCCGACCUUAUUGAACGAUCUUCUUGUGGUUCUGUCGCCUCGAUUGGAUCUCUCAAGGACGGUCCAAAUCUUUGAGAAGGGAGGCCAUUUGAAGCUAGUCCAGCCUUUCCUCAAACAGGUCCAGAACAUGAACAACAAGGCGUUGAACGAGUGCUUGAACUUGAUGUACAUUGAUGAGGAAGACUACGAAUCACUCAGAGCCAGCAUCGACUCCUACGAUAACUUUGACAACAUCGCUUUGGCUCAACAAUUGGAGAAGCACGAGUUGACUGAGUUCAGAAGAAUCUCAGCUUACCUAUUCAAAGGUAACAAUAGAUGGAAGCAGUCGGUCGAAUUGUGCAAGAGGGACAAACUGUUCAAGGUACGGUUAAUCUUAUUUUGUUAAUUUUUGUAGUUUUGUCAGAAAAUAUAAAAUUUUUAAUUUAAGGACGCGAUGGAAUAUGCCUCUGAGAGUAGGAAGCCAGAGAUCGUGGAAGAUCUGUUGAAGUUCUUCUUGGAGAACGACAAUAAGGAGUGCUUUACUGCUGCGUUGGUAAAGUGUUACGACUUGUUGAAGCCUGACAUUGUACUUGAACUGGCCUGGAAACACAAAAUCAUGGACAACGUGAUGCCUUACAUGAUCCAGAUUAUGCACGACUACAGUAAACGAGUAAGUGUUUUGUAGAAUGACUUGUUUUAUCAUUUUUUGUUGAAAUUGUACAAUUCUCUUUUCAGAUUGAUAACCUAGAAAAAGCUAACGAAGAACGGAAGCAAGAACUGAAGGAGACCGUGGAACGUGCUGGCUCCGUGAUGGAAACACAACCCAUGUUGGCCUACGCCCCAGCCAAUCAGAUGCCUCCUCCAGCUGGUGCUUAUGGAGUACCGCCAGCUGCACCAGGCGGCUACCAAGCUCCAUUCUUUGGUCGUUAA
Molecule: messenger RNA, 5972 nt
Organism: Bursaphelenchus okinawaensis
Lineage: Eukaryota; Metazoa; Nematoda; Chromadorea; Rhabditida; Aphelenchoididae
Source: the annotation of a GenBank genome assembly